Molecule: messenger RNA, 2692 nt
Organism: Chilo suppressalis (striped riceborer)
Lineage: Eukaryota; Metazoa; Arthropoda; Insecta; Lepidoptera; Crambidae
Source: the annotation of a GenBank genome assembly
AACACCAAGCACUUCCUUCCAUUCCAUUGACAGUGACAAUGACAAGACAACUUGACAAUGAGUUCAUGCAGUUUAAAUACCCUUUUUUUUAAUUACAGGUGUCGAUUCUGGCAUGGUUGUCUAAACUUAAACUCAAAUUUGACACAACCGUGUGUCCUUCCCAUUAUUUAUACAGAAUGAGAAGGAAAGAUGUUUUUAGUUUUAAGUUUAGAAAAUUAUGCCAGAAUUGACACCCAUAGAUAUACUUUACUAUUUAUGUAGGUACGUACAGCCACUGUUCAGCUAUCUACUUUGUGUCGAAUCGAACGAUUUUGUCGAAAUUUCCGCGUUACGAUUAAUGAAUGUGAUUAUUUAAGUUGUGCUGAAGUGGUGUAAGAUUCUUAGUGUUCACUGUAUUUUUACACAUUUGGGAAUUGGAAUUCUACUCAAUAUUGGGAGUUUCAUCGGGUCCCUAACAAUAACAUCGUUUAGCUUUGAGCGGCGGCUACCGUCGCUUGACAUAAGAUGCGCUCGCUGCUAGCGUACUACGCUGAAGCGGUGAUGUCAGCGGCGGCGCAGCGGGCCGGCUGCGCGCUCGGCUGCAGCGGCCGCGGCGACUGCAUGAACGGCACCUGCCUCUGCGAGAUCAGAUACGCGGGCAACGAGUGCGCCGCGCCCAACCUGCCUUACCAUGCGUGUAUUGGCGGCGUUUUCCUCUUGGUGGCGUUCGUAUGUGCAGUACAGCUGACCAUCUGCGUGGUGUCCGAGUACCGGCGCCUGAAGGCACCCACAUUCCUCAGGGCCUGCAAGGUCACCACGCAGAAGAUGUUGUAUCUAGUGGCAUUCCUCGCAUCCCUCAUUAGGGGGGCUUACUUCGUGUCACCGUCGGCGUUCCAAGAAGGAUGGGCAACCAGUUUGCUGUCGGCCUACUAUCCACUGCUCAUGUCGGGCUCUUCGCUCAUCGUGUGCUUUUGGGCAGAGGUGUUCCACCUCCGCGACAUCCGCUGGGAGAGGCCCCGGUUCCUGUCCAAGUCGUUCUUGGCGUUCGUGACCUUCAACCUGAUCAGCUACUCGCUGCUGGCUGCCGAGGUUCUCACCACCAACGUGGCUGACACUUCUGCUGAGAAGAAGAGUUUCUACCAACACGUAUUCAAUGGAUGUUACGCUGUCCUGCUGUUCAUUGUGGUCAUCUUUUUCCUGAUAUAUGGAGUUGAAGUGUAUUUUAAGCUUCGCGGGGAGUUCCUGAAGGAGACCAAGGUUUGCACGAUCAUACAGCCGCGCCCCGGCCCGUCCACCGCCGGCGAGGGGGAGGAGGUCCAGGAGACGCUUGUCACUAAACAGGGCAUCCAGACAGACCUGGCCGUGGACCCUCGGUCCGUGAACCAGUCGCAGCUGCAUCAGUCGCGGGUGGGGCUCGUCAGCCAGGCGCUGAUGCUGAUCCUGAUAGUGGGCUUUCUGGCCUCGGAGACGCUCAGCGAGUUCUGGAAGACCAAGGUCCCAGUAGUGUCUCGCAACUGGCACGACCUGGUGUUCCGUCUUGCCGAGAUCGGAGUCGCGCUAUGGUUCCCUUGCGUUUUAUGGAACUCCAUGGCUCCGGAGAGACUAUGGCUACUCAACCCUCGACGAUUGCUGGCCAGACAGCUGGACGAUGCCCGCCUGACAGAUCUGUUGGCCAGCCAUCGGGAUGUCAAGAACGUGGAAACAGACUCGCUCGUGGGCAGCGUCGGCUCCUCCCGCGACUGUUGGAUCUGCUACGACAGCAGCCGGCCCGAGCCUCUUAUUCAGCCGUGCCGUUGCUCCGGCGACGUGGCGGCCGUGCACCACGACUGCCUGCGGCGGUGGCUCGUCGAGAGCGCUUCCACGCCCGACGGCCUUAAAUGCAAGGUCUGCAAUACGCCCUAUAUUGUCCAGGAGACUAACAGAGUGGAGUGGGAGCGCGGGUUCACGUGCGUGCACUGGGUGCGCACGGGGCUGGGCGUGGCGUGCAUGUGCGGCGCGGGGGCCGCGGCCUGGGUGCUGGUGCAGCUGUUCACCUCCAUCUACGUGCGGGUGCUGGCCGCCGGCGCUGCGCUGCUCGUGUGCUACGUGGCUGCCAGAUUCCUAGGUAUGAACACUGUGACAGCAUACCAGCGUGCCAAGGUGUCUUCCCUCAGGAUUCUGACAGAGCCUUUGUCCGAGCAACCCACCGGCCUGGCUACCAUCAGCAAGACGGUUACCGUUGAGGUAGCUUCCAAGACCCUUCUCGAUCAAGCCUUGAAAGGGGAAUUCCAGUAAGAAGUUGUGAACAGAAGACAGUGAAGUGAUCUCCAAACUUAUUGUUGCGAGUUCUCUGAGUUAAAUCGAUUAAAGGUUUCGGUGAAAUUUACACGAUCAGCUCAUUACUUACGUUGUGAAAUAAAUUGUGUUCCAGUUGAAGAAUCGCUAUUACAAACAGUGUAUGUGACUUUCAAUGUGCCACAUCAAGUUCAAGUUAAAUUGGUGAAGUGUUUUUGUGAAGUAAGUACUGUCAAUAGUUUACAAAAGUUGUGGGUAAAUUGGAAUUCAGUUGCGAGAAAGGUGAAAAAUUUCGAUGUUUAAAGACUGGUUUGAAUUGCAUUAGCACAUGUAAUGCUAUAGAUGUUCUGUAUUGCCAAACUGACUUUUCGUACACGCAUUAAAUAAUUUUAAUGGACUUUAAAUUUUAAUGUGUGUAUUUGAGAUGUAAAAAUCCGUA